Molecule: messenger RNA, 1785 nt
Organism: Odontomachus brunneus
Lineage: Eukaryota; Metazoa; Arthropoda; Insecta; Hymenoptera; Formicidae
Gene: Nprl2
Product: GATOR complex protein NPRL2
Exons: 8
Coding region: 367-1530 (387 amino acids)
Biological process (GO): cellular response to amino acid starvation; positive regulation of autophagy; negative regulation of TORC1 signaling
Cellular component (GO): vacuolar membrane; GATOR1 complex
Molecular function (GO): GTPase activator activity
Source: RefSeq, a predicted model, not a curated record
ACAAUCUAACCUAACCUAUAUGUUUAUUGUUUUUUUUCGAGAGGUCUCUGUCGUUUUUGCAUUGACAACAGAAGUAAAUAUAACCUCGACGAGGUUGUUUGCAUUAAUUCUUAAUUGUUCUUGCAAUCAAACUCGAUUAAUACAUCAAGAUAUUAUUAGAAUAAAUUAGAAGUAACUUAUAAAGUACCAUUCUAAUUUAAUGAAGCAUUCGGCUUAAUAUAUUCUAAUCGUGACACUCGGAACUGUGUUCUUGUCCAUUUAUUCAAGGAAGGAAGAAAGGAAGGAAGGAAGAAAGGAAGGAAGGAAGAAAGGAAGAAAGCCUGAUAUAUCUUGUUAUCUUGAACGAUAUUAUUGAUCGCGACAAAUAUGGAAAAAAAAAUACAAGAGGAUCCUAUUCGUUGUAUAUUCUUCUCUGAAUUUCAUCAUAUAGCAGGACCUAAGAUUACAUGUCAGGUGCCUGACAAUUUUAUAUCCAAGGAUAUCUUUGAUAAUGUUAGUGUUUAUAUAAUACCAAAGGCACAAUUACAAAGGAGCUUUAUCACAGUAACCUUAAAGGACUAUAAAAUCUUAGGAUUUCCUAUAAAGAUUGAUGAUAAAAAAUAUGCAAGAAAUGCAUUUUACUUCAACUUGUGCUUUGUUUGUGAUGCAACAGCUCGUACUGUUCGUUAUGAGCCGGUAGUUAAAAAGAUGUCAGACUUUUUGAUGGCUUUGGAAAUAGAGAACUGUUUUUUAUCUGCCUCAGAUGAUAAGACCAGAUUAGCAGAGAUGCUUGCACAAGUCAUGCAGGAUUUAAAUCUAUAUAAAAUGUGUACAUUAACUGAAGGAACAAUGACUUCUCACUUAAAAGUAGUAAGAUUAGCACCUGACCCCAAGCCAGUUCUCGACCAUCAGGUGCCGAUAUUUUUGGAAGGUAGAGAAGCUUUUCACAGCGAUCAAUGGGAUUUAACUACACAACAGGUGUUACCUUACAUCGACGGCUUCAACCACGUGGCACGCAUAGCGGCUGAAGCCGAUGUAGAGAAUAAUUUAGUUAAAAGCUGUGUGCAAAAUCUCGUAUAUUACGGUGUUGUGACUCUGAUCCCGAUAUUUCAAUACAGCAAUGUUUAUGCCGCGACUCCGAAGUUGAAGCAGCUCGCGGAAGAUGUCAAAUUACAGGAGAGAUGUAUAACGUACGCUUCAAAACUACCCAGACAGCCUGCACAUCUCAGGGAUAUAUAUCGUAUGUAUGCAAGCAUGACUCACGGUAACAGUAUGAGAGACCUGUGUCAGCGUCUCAAUCCGCAAAAUCUGCGAAUAAACGAGAGAAGACUAGUGCAGUUCGGUCUAAUCGAAGGACUCAUCAGGAGAGUGUACAACUAUCCUGUACUCCUCUUCCCAUCUUGCAACGAGGAAACGAAGAAUCAUGCAGUCUAUAAGUACUUCACUGGUGCGUAUAGCCUCGACGAAAUUUGUUGCAGAACAGGUCUGUCCGCUGCGCAGAUCGAAGAUAUCUUUGAACGCGAUUCGAGCAUUGUAAUGUUGUGGAAGUGAUCUCAAAGUAGACGAUGGUCUACACAGACUCGUGAGCUGUGCAUCUUGAAUAUUGAAAAAUUCCAUAUCGACAAAGAUUUUAGAUUUUAAGAUUUUUUUUACUUUAAUAUCAUGUGUCCCUCUCUCUAUAUAUAUAUAUAUAUAUAUAUAUAUAUAUAUAUAUAUAUAUAUAUAUAUGUGUGUGUAUGUGUGUGUGUGUGUCAGAGUUAUAUAGAUAAUAAAAUAGAAAGCAUACAUGACUCCUUACUUUUAAGA